Schizosaccharomyces octosporus yFS286 is the source of this 1444-nucleotide messenger RNA. RefSeq names its product translation initiation factor eIF3h. Gene Ontology annotation, cellular component: eukaryotic 43S preinitiation complex; cytosol; cytoplasm. Gene Ontology annotation, molecular function: protein binding; metallopeptidase activity; translation initiation factor activity. The transcript has 4 exons. Bases 75 to 1151 code for a protein of 358 amino acids. Lineage: Eukaryota; Fungi; Ascomycota; Schizosaccharomycetes; Schizosaccharomycetales; Schizosaccharomycetaceae. The record is from RefSeq and is a predicted model, not a curated record.
GGUACCUUUGGCUUCCUCUGAAUACUACCAUUUAGUACUCUACACCAACUAACCAACGAGGAAAAUUGGGAAUCAUGUCAGAAACGACAUCUGUAAACAUUCCGGAGUUGGAAUCUCCUCCUAUUGAGAGGGUUGAGUUGGAAUCGAUGCUUGUUAUGAAUAUAAUCAAGCAUUGCCGUGAUUCCUUCCCAAAUGUAGGCACCAUAGGCCAACUUGUCGGUAUCGACAUUGACGGUGUUUUACAAGUUAGUAACAGUUUUGAGUCCCCUGCUGUCCUUGAAAACGAGGAAUCCGCUGUCAAUAAAUCUGUAUCAGGAAAAGCCCGUCAAGCUCAUACUGAAGCUACUUUGAACCGUAUGCAAUACUUGGGUGCUGUUACUGGUCACGUUGGUUGGUACCAAGGAACCUAUGUAGGGGAUUUCCUUAACAGCUCUUUCUUCGUUGACACCCAAUAUGCUUAUCAAAAGGAGAAUCCUAACAGCAUUGCUCUCGUUUACGAUUUGUCUCAAUCUUGCAAUGGUUCUUUGAUUCUUCGUGCAUUUCAACUUACUCCCGAGUUUAUGGCUGCCUACGAGGAAAAGACAUGGACCGCCACAUCCUUAAACAACCACCAUGUCUCACCCUCUAACAUUGUGCGCGAGUUACCUGUUGCUAUUCACAAUUCUCACUUGGCCACUUGUCUUCUUCACUCUCUCAGUGAGCCUUCUGAAGCCUCAUCUUUGUUGUCAUCAGAGGCUGCUCUUGAGUCUAUGGAGCGUAAUUUGCCUUUGACCGAAACUUUCAGCAAUUUCGAUCUUAACCUUGGUGCUCGUCACAAGAAGAACAUUGAGCAUCUUUUGGAUUCUGUAGAUGAAUUUCAUUAUGAACAAGGUAAUGUUGGUUUCCAUCAACGCCAACUUGCUCGUGAGCAAGCCAAGAUUCAACAAUGGUUGACUAAGAGAAAGGCUGAAAACGCUACUCGUGCCGCUGAGAACCGCCCUCUCUUGCCUUUGGACGAAUGGAAGCGCAUCUUCAAACUCCCCGCUGAACCUCGUCUUCUCGAUUCUUUGUUAAUAAGUGCUCAAAUUCGUCAACAUUGCUCUCAAGUUGAUGAGCAAAGCUUGUCGUUUUUGUCUAAAUUAUCGGGCGUGCGUAAUGCUUAUACCUCUUAGAUGAAUUCAAUAAAAGAACGGUAGUUGUGAUAAUGUAUUGACUUGGUUGAACGGAACUUAAGUAGUUUAUGAAUAAUCCUGCUUUACAGUAACUGUUAGGAAAGUUUGGCAAUCACUUCUUUGCUUAAAGGGCGAAGAAUUUGUUCGUAAAGCAAAGUAACAGAGUAAUUUGUGAAAACAACAGGUGCAAUUAAAUGAUUAAACUAGUCAAUAACUGUUCUUAUGCUGGAAUUUAUAUGUUGUCCAUCUGAAAGCAGGUUUUAAGAAAAUAAAAUUAUAAAUAAUUUAUGUAG